AAGGUCAGAAAGACUGACAGAAAAAUCUGACAAGAUUUUCAAGCAAAAAAUGUAUGACCAGAAUAAGAACAAGAUGCUAGAAGCCUAGAACAGACUUAAAAGUUGAAACAGAGAAAGAAUCCAUUCAAAUCAGAAUUGAAGCACACAAACAAAGAAAAUAACUAAGUAAAGCAGGAAAAUGGGAAGUUCAAGAAGAGCUAUGAUGAACAAAAAUGUGUUGUUGAUUUUGUUUUUAUGGUUUAUGAGUACCAUGGUUAUGAAUGUAACAAGUAUUGGAGUGAAUUGGGGUACAAUGGCAACUCAUCAAUUACCACCAGAAACGGUAGUUGAAAUGCUUAUAGAUAAUGGUUUUAAGAAAGUUAAACUAUUUGAAGCUGAAGAAAAAAUUAUGAGAGCUUUAGUUGGUAAAGAUUUAGAAGUUAUGGUCGCUAUACCUAAUCAUAUGUUGGAUCUUAUUAGUAGAAAUUCUAAAGCCGCUGCUGCAUGGGUUGAAAAGAAUGUCACCAUUUAUAGCUUUGAUGGUGGUGUCAAUAUCAAGUAUGUUGCAGUAGGAAAUGAGCCAUUUCUGGCAACCUAUAACGACACCUUCUUGGAUGUAACCAUGCCUGCAUUGCAGAAUAUCCAGCAAGCGCUCUAUGAUGCUGGUUUGGGUUUUCGAAUCAAAGCCACAGUUCCUUUCAACGCUGAUAUCUACAAUUCACCAAACUCCGCUCCAGUUCCUUCGGCCGGAGAUUUUAGACCAGAUAUACGUAACCUUACAACCCAAAUUAUCCAAUUUCUCUAUGACAGUGAAGCACCUUUCACUGUUAACAUAUACCCGUUCCUUAGUCUCUACAGCGACGAGCACUUUCCGAUGGACUACGCCUUCUUUGAUGGAACAAGCGAGCCUCUGCGGGACGGGCAUGUUAACUACACAAAUGUGUUCGAUGCAAAUCUUGAUACUCUUAUAUGGGCGUUGAAAAAAGCUGGUUAUCCUGAUAUGCCUGUAAUAAUAGGUGAAGUUGGAUGGCCAACUGAUGGUCACAAGCAUGCAAAUGUUGCUAAUGCAAAGAGAUUCAACCAGGGAUUGCUUAAACAUAUUCUGAGCGGCAGAGGAUCUCCCGUUAGAAAAGGCAAGAUCGACGCUUAUCUCUUUAGUCUAAUCGAUGAAAGUGCUAAAAGUAUUGCACCAGGUACCUUCGAGAGACACUGGGGGAUGUUUGAGUUCGACGGGAAGGCGAAAUACCAAUUAGAUUUAUCAGGAAGGAACUCAGACAAAAAGGAAUUGGUCGGAGCGAAAAAUGUUAAAUACUUGGCGAAAGCUUGGUGUGUUUUCAAUGAUGACUUCUUAGUUACUGAUUUUAUUGAUUUGCGUGAAAGUGUUGAUUACGCUUGUGAACACUCUGAUUGCACAGCUCUUGGUUAUGGGUCUACUUGUAACCGUUUGGAUGUUCGCGGGAACGUUUCGUAUGCGUUCAAUAUGUAUUAUCAGGUAGGAAAUCAGAAGCAUUCAGAUUGUGAUUUUGCAGGGGCAGCGAUAGUUACAGAUGAAGAUCCAUCUGCUGGGACUUGCAGGUUUCCAAUUAUGAUAGCUUAUGGGUCUUCAGUUUCAUUGAAGAGAGGUUUUCCUGACACUCUCUUACAGCUGGUACUAGUAUUUUUAAUUCAAGGGAUUUUGCGUGCAAUAUAAAGUACUAUAAAUUGUAAU
Molecule: messenger RNA, 1687 nt
Organism: Papaver somniferum (opium poppy)
Lineage: Eukaryota; Viridiplantae; Streptophyta; Magnoliopsida; Ranunculales; Papaveraceae
Product: glucan endo-1,3-beta-glucosidase 8-like
Exons: 2
Coding region: 179-1669 (496 amino acids)
Biological process (GO): carbohydrate metabolic process
Cellular component (GO): plasma membrane
Molecular function (GO): hydrolase activity, hydrolyzing O-glycosyl compounds
Source: RefSeq, a predicted model, not a curated record